This is a messenger RNA of Coregonus clupeaformis (lake whitefish), 1744 nucleotides long. RefSeq lists its product as uncharacterized. The record is from RefSeq and is a predicted model, not a curated record. Lineage: Eukaryota; Metazoa; Chordata; Actinopteri; Salmoniformes; Salmonidae. Gene Ontology annotation, cellular component: membrane. The transcript has 2 exons. Bases 164 to 1054 code for a protein of 296 amino acids.
UAUCAUUACUGUACGAGCGUACUGAAGGCUUGAACCUCUUUUUCUCAGACAUUUCUCUUUUAUAAAAUUGCUCACACAUAAGGCAGAGUUGUUUUACAAUCUUGCCUGGAUUCUCCCGUAUUACGAAGUACCACACACAAACUGGUCAACUCCAUCAAGAAAUAUGAAUGGCUCCCGGGUCCGCGUCUUGCUGUACAGUGUAGUACUAAUGGGAAUAGCAGUAUCUGCUAAUGAAGGAUCUGGGGCUAACCUUGACACAACCAGAGGAACAUCUGGAACUACAGGUUUAACCAAAGCAGACAAGUCAAUAAAUCAAACCUCAACCAAAGAUUUUCAAUCAGAAUCAACAAUGCCAGCUACACUCUACACCAGCGCAACAUCUGGAACCAACAGCCCAGUAAACACCAAAACACCAUCCAGAGCCUACACCAAGCCUAGUGGCCAACCUCUAACUGUAGCCCAAUGCACUCCUUGCCCCAACUGUCUGUUUGAGAAGAAAAAGUUCACCAUCCUGCUGAUAGUGACAGGUUGCCUGUUGGUCCUGUGUACCAUCCUGCUGGUCUCCACUGUGGUGCUGUUAUGCCAGGUCCACCACCUGAAGCGCCAGCCAUGUAGCAGCACCAUGAGCAGCCACCCCACCCGCAGCAACGUAGACCUGGUGAGUGGUGCUGGGUACCUGGGCACUGGCCAGAGGACCAAGGAGAGGCCUGGCUCUGAGCCCAGUGAGACAAGCCAGAUGAUGGCAGAGCUCAGACAGACGCAGGAGGGGGAGAUGGGCAAGGAAGAGGAGCCAGAGAAGGAAGACAAGGUGCAAGGGAAAGAUGAGACGGCGAAGGACACACCCAAGAAGGAAGAGAAGGAGGCAGCCACGGCUAACGGCACAUCAGGAAGUGCUGAAAAUGGAGCGGCAGAAGCAGCAGGAGCUGCAACCCCCAGCCAGGAGAGCCCAGUCACCACCACCACCACCACCAAGCAGCCUGCAGAGCCCUCUGACCCCGCAGCCACAACAGCCUCUCCUUCCUCCCAGGCCUCCAGUGAUGUGGUUGUGGGGUGAGGGCGCACUCAUGGUGACCUUCUCAGACCGCAUACUGAUUGGUACAGCACAGUUUUAUUCAACAGCUUCUAUUGGCAUGCCCUAAUGAGACUAUCUGCUUUUGCUCUGACAGGUGUUUGCUUAGACAACAAGAGUGAUUUUUCAAUACCACAGUAGCUUUAUACACUAUGCUUGCAUUCUCAUUCGAAACUUGGGAAAUAAUUACUAUUAUGAUAAUGUAAUACAAAUCAAUGUACCAGAAGAAGUUGACUGUAAUGAGAAUGUUUAAUAUUUAAAACAAAAAGUAGUGUUAGUUAAAAUGUAUAGCCAUCCUCAGUGUCACUGAUCAGUGGAAUGACUCCUAUUUUGUCUAGUGGUUAUAUCACAGCUUGCUUGUUGUCACAUUUCCCUCACUUCUCCUUUUUUAGACAUUCUAAAUGCAAUAGAAAUGCUGCUGAUAUUACAAAAGCAGAACCAACCCACCACCAGCACUGACCUGUAGUAUCAGGUCAAGUAAAGAGACUAAAUUUAAAGGAUUUUAAGCAACAAAGCUCUUCCAGAAACACUCUCACAAUGUAUUACUACAAUUCAAUAUCACUUCCUUGGUCUUUUCUCUACAGUAAGGAAGAGUUUCAACAUUUCUACUGUAGCGCCAUCUGUCCUUCUGUCUACAAACCUUUGCAUACAACAAUAAAUAAUUAGGACACCUUG